AUGUUUUGGUUGCGAGGCGGAACUGAAUCGCCGUUUCGCAAACUUCUUCGUAGGUCUGCCGAUGCGUUGACGGGUGAAUUGUCAUCCGGUGAAGUUUACUAUUCUGAAGAGGCCACAUGUGACGAGGACCUCGGUCGCUCAGCCCUGACGGAUGACGAGCCUCGCAGGCAAGACCGUGUCACUCUUCGGGUAAGAUCAAAUGCAUACAAACUUGGGUGCCAUGUCCGUAAAAGUAAACAGCCAGAGUCGACGGAGAAAGGCGACAAGUGCCUUAUUUUUCGUAUCCGCUCUUCACUUCAGCCCUUCAUCAAACGUGACCCCAGAACGUGGUUCAAGGUUGCGCUAGUACAUACGAAAAGGACUUAUUCGUCGCCACAUUUUCUCUGUAUCGUCCAGUUUUUUUUACUUCAGCUCAAGACUUUCGGAGGUGACGAAAUGGAGGGUGUACUCGUCCAGAGUCCCAGGGGCGGUUUGGGCCGACUGAUGCGUGUUAAAUACAAACCCCAGAGGCCAACGGGUCUCAGCCUAUCCCGUCAGCAAAUAGCGCAAACAUACACCCGAAUGCACCAGCACACAUGGCAACCAUGUUCAAGAACGGGCUCAUACCAUCGGCACGGGUCAACAGGGCAGAGAGCAAAGAACACUUUCAUGUCGAGUUGUUGCGUCAACUGUGAACCUCACCGGCCGACACGUGUCUUCUCGGCUACGGCCUCAAACGCCAAUGCUUGCACUCGCCUCUUAGGGCAUGUGUGA
Messenger RNA from Protopolystoma xenopodis, 753 nucleotides. NCBI's taxonomy places the organism in Eukaryota, Metazoa, Platyhelminthes, Monogenea, Polystomatidea, Polystomatidae. The record is from the annotation of a GenBank genome assembly.